CAAUUCAUUAGUUUUUAAGAAUGAAGAUGGAUGAGUAAAACUUCUGACUUUUCUUAUCAAUUUUAGGUUCAUAAUCUAUGAUACCCCAUAUUGAGUGAGCUUAUGGCAAAUGGGAUCUCAUAUUACUUGGAAGAGAGAAGUUCUUGUUCCGUGAUUUUAAGGGGCUCCAAUUGUACCAUUUGAGUAGUCCUUUUGGAGUAUGGCCUAGAUGUGUCUUGGGCCUUCCUUGAGUCAUUACAAAUGGUAUGUGAGCCAAUGCCAAUGAGAAAUGUGGGACUUGAAUCGUGCCACCUAUGAUGGAAAGACCUGACAAAAUGUUGGGAAUUUUUUUUUUUUUUAUAUAGGUUUAAGCAUAGAGCCUGUCAAGACAUACAACCUUGUCACCACUUGACAAAAUGUUGGGAAUUUAAAGGGUGGAGAUUUGAUACCCCAUAUUGAGCAAGUAUAGGUGGUGAAUAAGAUCUCACGUUGUUUGUGAGGGAGAAGUUCUUGUUCUUUAUAAUGAUUUCAUGGGCUCUGGUUGUAGCAUUUGACUAGUAUUUUUGUAAUAUGGCCCAAAUGUGGCUUGAGCCUUUUUUGGGUCGUUGCUUAACCAUAUUUUCUAUAUAAUGCGGGUUCAAGAGAGGACUAAUGAAGCUAUUAAAUAUAUUGCUGUCAGGGUGCUUGGAUAUUGACAUUGAUAUUUUUUGAGUUUGAAUUUGUUAUAAAAUUUAGUACUCAAAUUUGAUACCAGAGAGCUAAACUCUAGGACAUAAUAAAACCAGUUGAUUUUAAUUCAUUAACACAUCUUGCGUUCACCCCAUUAAAUUGAGGUUUUAGUUGAAAACUAAGGGUAAUUAAGAUUUCUUGGGGAAUUGCUUAUGUUAUUUUUAAAUCUGCUUGAUAUUGAUGCAAAAGACUUCACGUCCUAUACCCCAUUGAAUCCUGAUAUAUAAUCAUUGAAAUCUACAUGAUCUGGGGAUUUGUUUUCCAGUGGGUGGGUUUUGGAGAGUAUUUGUGGAUGGAUGCUGCAUGAAAAAUUUGUUACUGAAUGUAGUUUAUGAUUGAUUUGGCUAGUCUUUCUUCUCCAGCGUAUUCUAUCCAUGGAUGAAAGCUCACAUGUCUUUCUUGCUCUCUUCUCCCACUCCAACUUGGUGUAUGUUUUAUGUUGAACUCUCAUUUUUAUCAUUAACAAAGCUUAUCUUACUUGUAUGAAAAAAAAAAUGUGAAAUUGUGGCUUUGUACCUCUAAAUGGCUAAAGGGAUUGUUCUGUAGUGAAAUGAUAUGGUACGAAAACAAAUUAGUUAAGAAUCAUAAACAUUUUUUUACAUUUUUUUCUACUCUUUGCUCUCCCUUGUUGACUGUCAUUUUUUUUCUUCUUUAUACAGAAAGAAUCACCACUUGAACUGGCAACACAAUCUGCUCGUCCAGGUAAUCAAGCUUUAAGAAGUUCUAUGGGCUGAAAACUGUUCUACAUUCUCUAGAGCCAAGUUUGAAAAAUCAAGGCAAGGGAGUGCAAGAAUAACCCCAUUUUCAUCAAAGAAACUCAAGUGGAGAGAUUGCAAUCCCAAGUUGCAAAGGCUGAGCUUUUAUUACGAGCUUGAUUUCUAGUGUUUUUUUUUUAAGCAAAGAGUGAGGAUAAAUGACCCAGCAAAGGGUGGCGGUAUAGUGUGAGAGAUGGACCACGCUUUUAGGGCCACAUGCCUUGCAGGAAAUUUGAUGUCUCCUACCUUACUAACUCGGACACCAAGAUGGCCAUUUUUCUCUGCAUGUGUAUUGUCACUUAGUUUGAAGUCAUCCCCAUUCCCAUUUCUUGCCAAGGCUAGUGCUAGUGCUAUUGCUCGUGGUCAUGGUUUUCCUUAUAUUAGCCAACAGAUUGAUAAUUUGGAAAAAAACAGGGGCAACCCUUCUCAAUUUCAUUCUCUGUUCCAUCAUCUGCUGCUGGGUGAUGUUAGUUGCUGCUGCUGCAGUGACGACGGCAGCAGCAGCGGCAGCAGCAACAACAACAACAACAAUAAUGGUGGUUGGAAUAAUCCUUACGGUUUUGAGGGAUCUUGGUGGUGGCAUGACGAUUCUUCACAGUCUCAUUACCCUUUUCUCGUGGUAUUAAUACUCUGCUGGUCCAUGUUAUGCUGCUUCUGCCAUUUGCAAUUUGCCAAAUCUGCUCUCGCAAGAACUACUGCUACUGGUGCUUUUACCUCUCAGGAGGAGUCUGAGUCAUUGGAGCCACGGUCUGUCUGGGAAGUAAAGGGAGGUGAGUGGACCAAGCUCAUCCCUGAUAAUUAUUAUGAUGCAUACAUUGUUGCCCAACUUGAUACUGGAGCUGGUAUUAGACUCACUCAAUCCUUCAUCCAAGAGAGGGUAUGGUUGUGCUGCAGAGAUCUCUUUAUGCGUUUGAUGCUCCCAGAAGGUUUUCCACACAGUGUAACCAAUGAUUACUUGGAAUACUCGCUAUGGAGAGGAGUCCAGGGCAUCGCUAGCCAAGUCAGCGGCGUGCUUGCCACGCAGUCCUUGCUCUAUGCCAUUGGAUUGGGGAAAGGAGCCAUCCCUACUGCUGCUGCUAUCAACUGGGUUCUCAAAGAUGGAAUUGGGUAUCUCAGCAAAAUUAUGCUCUCCAAGUACGGGAGGCAUUUUGAUGUUAAUCCCAAGGGAUGGAGGUUGUUUGCUGAUCUUUUGGAAAAUGCUGCUUUCGGACUGGAGAUGCUGACUCCUGCUUUUCCACAUCUUUUUGUUCCCAUUGGUGCUGCUGCUGGAGCAGGACGCUCAGCUGCUUCACUCAUCCAGGCUGCUACCAGGAGCUGUUUCUAUGCUGGUUUUGCCGCUCAAAGGAACUUUGCUGAGGUAAUUGCCAAGGGUGAAGCUCAAGGAAUGGUGAGCAAGUCUAUUGGUAUCAUGCUUGGUAUAGCAUUGGGUAAUUCCAUUGGUUCCUCUACAUCUCUUGCUCUUGCUUCUUUUAGUGUGGUUACUUGGAUCCACAUGUUUUGCAAUCUGAAGUCAUAUCAAUCCAUUCAACUGAGGACUUUAAAUCCUUAUCGUGCAAGUUUGAUAUUUAGUGAAUAUCUCCUUAGUGGCCAAGCACCUCCAACCAAAGAAGUCAAUGAUGAGGAACCCCUUUUCCCAGCUCUUCCAUUUCUUAAUUUCAAUUCUUUGUACAAAGCGCAACCAGUUGUCCUAUCAUCCGAGGCAAAGGAUGCAGCUGCUGAAAUUGAGUGCCGGCUGCAGCUUGGAUCUAAGCUCAGUGAUCUUGUCAGCAACAAAGAGGAUUUACUCGCUUUGUUGAAUCUGUAUAGAAAUGAAGGCUACAUUUUGGUUGAGCAAAUGGGAAGAUUCUGCGUAGUGCUUAAAGAAAGUUCUUUACCCCAUGACAUGCUCAAGGCAUUGUUCCAUGUCAAUUAUUUGUACUGGUUGGAGAAAAGUAUGGCAAUUGAAGCAAGAAGUGCUUCCUAUGACUGUCGAACUGGGGGGAGGCUGCAAAUAUCUCUAGAGUAUGUUCAAAGGGAGUUCAACCAUGUCAAGAAUGAUGGGGAAUCAGUGGGUUGGGUCAUGGAUGGCCUUAUUGCAAGGCCUUUACCUAACAGGAUUCGAGUAGGGAAUGCGGCGUCGUCUUUUGCUUCUUGAUACGAACCUCUGGCUCUGGAUGACAAUUUCCAUCUGCAAUCAGUUGGACAAUUUUAAAUAUUGCUAACAAAUAGAACAAUUAAUCAAUAUUUUCAAGUGUGCAAUAAAAUGGGAAUCAUCUUUUA
Molecule: messenger RNA, 3722 nt
Organism: Juglans microcarpa x Juglans regia
Lineage: Eukaryota; Viridiplantae; Streptophyta; Magnoliopsida; Fagales; Juglandaceae
Product: protein root UVB sensitive 1, chloroplastic
Exons: 2
Coding region: 1657-3597 (646 amino acids)
Biological process (GO): response to UV-B; developmental process
Cellular component (GO): chloroplast envelope
Source: RefSeq, a predicted model, not a curated record